Aplosporella prunicola CBS 121167 is the source of this 2515-nucleotide messenger RNA. RefSeq lists its product as uncharacterized. NCBI's taxonomy places the organism in Eukaryota, Fungi, Ascomycota, Dothideomycetes, Botryosphaeriales, Aplosporellaceae. The record is from RefSeq and is a predicted model, not a curated record. The transcript has 3 exons. The coding region runs from base 352 to 2442 and encodes 696 amino acids.
CUCAAACUUUCUGCACCCUCGCAGAAAGAUUCCGAGGUCCACCGAGUUGCGAUUCGCGUACAUCAUUUCCACAAAGGUGCAACUGCUACGGCGCCAGAUCCAUCGCCGCGGUCCAGCCCGAGGCUGGAUGCUACUAUCUUCCAAGCUACAGCGAUGCGCACAGACGUUCAGCCGCAAACUAGCGCUGCCACGAUCUUAGCCUACGCCACCGGAUAGUCUACUCCUGAAUGCUUGAUCUUCGAGGGGUUUGUGGGGAAGAUAUAUGAUCCUGGUUUUCCAUUGAAGUCUUAUCUUUUUCUUCAGCCAUUGCUUUCGGGUUGCUCGUCGUUCUUUUCCACACUCAUUAUCAACAUGAAGUCCGCUCUCCUCGGGGCAGUAGGCCUCUACGCCAUCACUGCGUCGGCGCUUCCCGGCCAAGCGCAAUGCCCAUCCGUAGAGCCAAUCACGGUUACAGCGGCGCAGACACAAACACAGACGAUCGUUCAGAUGAGCACAGUUGUCGACGUCAGAACGACAACCGUCCGCAUCACCCCCACCAUCCAGACCCAGACUUUGACACUCCCGGCACAGCCUGCCACCCUGACGCUGUCGGGCCAGCAGCAGCCGACUACCGUCACUUUGCCGGGUGAAGUGCGCACCGUCACGGUGCCUGUGCAGGUAUUGGCGCCGGAGACUGUUACCAUCCCAUCCCAGCCGAAGACGAUUACACUUCCUGCGGAGAUUAGGACUGUGACUGUAACUGCUAAGACCCAGGCGCAGCAGUUAGCUGGGGGUGUUGUCCAGCCUCAGGCUAGCGCCCAAAGUGCUCAGCCACCGCAGCCGGCUGUCCAGAGUGCGCAGGUCCAAACAGUCGUGCAGCCUGCCCAGACCCAGACCGUCACUCAGAGUGGCCAAACUGUGACAGUCACCCUGCCUGCCCAAAUGCAAACUGUCACCUUAACUGCCCAGGCGCAGCAAUCGUCCGGCCAGGGUGCGCAGAUCCAGACAAUCGUGCAGGCCCCGCAGACGCAGACCGUCACACAGAGUGGGCAGACCGUGACGGUCACGCUGCCCGCACAGACUCAAACGGUCACUCUGACUGCCCAGGCUAGCAGCCAAGGCUCCCAGACGCAGCAGUCGUCUGCCCAGAGCGCGCAGGUGCAGACGAUUGUGCAGCCCGCUCGAACGCAAACUAUCACGCAGAACGGCCUGACCCGCACGGUCACCCUGCCGGGCCAGACGACGUUCGUCACGUUGCCUGCGUCGGCGACCACGACUGUCACGUUGCCGCUCACUACCGUGACGCUCGGUGCUCAGCCUUCUGCGUCGACUGAUGCGGUUUCGGACGCGGAGGCUUCUGCUUCGACGGCUGUUGGAAGCGGAACUUCCUCUGUUACGGGAACGUCGGCUGCUAGCGCUGGUGCGUCUGCUACUGGCUCUGCUUCUACAGCAUCUUCUGCGGCGUCUACGGAUUCUGCGUCUACCGUCACUGGCACUUUGACUUCUUCGGACGCCACCACUACCGCCGAUGCUUCUACAACGGCCACGGAUGCUUCGGCUUCUGCGGCUUCUACAACGUCUGCUGCCACUACCGAUGCCUCCACUGUCACUGAUUCCUCGACCACGGAAACUCCUGACUCCACUGGAACUGCCACAACGACUGAGUCUUCUGCUUCAACUGCUACUGAUGCAACGAUUGCGGGUACUACCGAAGCUGCCACCACUACCGAUGGUACUUUGACUGAUGUCCCUACUACCACCCAAGCUUUGACUACGGAUGCAGCCACUGCUACUGAUUUUUCUACGGCUGAUGCUUCCACCACGGAGACUGCAUCCCCUGACGCAUCUGCUACUGCCACCGAAACCUCCAUUGACCCUUCUGCGACGGAUUCAGCUUCUGCCACUGCGUCCACGGAAGCGACCACAACGAAUGAUGCCGACGCCACUACCACCACUGACACUGCCGAUGCAACCUCGUCCGCCGCGGACGACAACAACAUGUUCGUUAACCCCGGGUUCGAAGACGGCUCGGCGUCUUGGCUCAUCACGACCACCGGCCAAGCCAGCGCCACUCUCGCCAGCCCACCCAACGUGCGCUCAGGCAACGGUGCAAUCCUCAGCGACAACUACAGCAGCGGCAACGUCGUCGUUAGCCAAGCUGUGCCAGAUCUCCUCUCGACGAAGACAUAUGCGCUCUCCUUCUACUACAACAUGGACAGCAACCUGGAGUGCUCGUUCUCGGCUGGCACGGACACUGAAAUAUCGGUUGACACGGAGUUGACUGCUACCAGAGGCGCGUAUGUGUACUGGUUUGGAACCAUACGGCCGAGGGUGGCGGAUACAAGCGUUAUCAUGACUUAUACUUGCCAAGUGGCGGAUGGGAAGACAGACGGGCGUAUCAUUUUGGAUGAUUAUAAGCUCGUUCCGUAUGUUUUGGAAUCCUCGGGGACACAGCAGAGGUAGAGGGCGAUUUAAGGAGAGCUUUUAAGGAUUCCCUCGUCCGUGGAUAAUGUAUGAUACCUACUAAUGUACAUGG